Messenger RNA from Ipomoea nil (Japanese morning glory), 1869 nucleotides. RefSeq names its product ATP-dependent DNA helicase PIF1-like. Bases 1 to 1869 code for a protein of 622 amino acids. Gene Ontology annotation, molecular function: DNA helicase activity. Gene Ontology annotation, biological process: DNA repair; telomere maintenance. The record is from RefSeq and is a predicted model, not a curated record. Lineage: Eukaryota; Viridiplantae; Streptophyta; Magnoliopsida; Solanales; Convolvulaceae. The transcript is spliced from 3 exons.
AUGGCAACCAAAGAAAAGAGGAUUUGCAAUAGGUUGAGUUUUCUAUAUGCCACCUGGGAUGCGUGUUCUGCAAGAGGAUUAGUAGACGACGACAGGGAAUAUGUUCAUGCUAUAGAAGAAGCAAUUCAAUGGGCGACAGGUGUAAAUUUGAGAAGAUUGUUUGUCACCCUAUUAAUCUCAAACUCAAUGGCAAAACCAGAAGUUGUGUGGGAAGCUGCGUGGCACUAUUUGGCUGAGGAUGCACAAUUCAAGAUUAGAGCUCAAUUAGGGAUUACAUAUUUGAUUUUAUCUGAAGAUGAGAAAAAGAAUUUUGCACUUCGGGAGAUAGAAAUAAUGCUUUCUGCUAUGGGAAAGAGUUUGAAAGACUUUCCGUUGAUGCCAGUACCGGAUUUAGAGAAUCAUGCUAGAACCAUCAAUCGGUUGAUACAAGAGGAAUUAGCAUAUGAUAUUAAUGUCAUGUGGGAAGAGAAUGAUAAAUUGGUGCAUCAACUCACCGAAGAGCAAAGGGCUAUAUAUGGAAAUGUAUUGCAAGAUGCUGAGAAUAAUCUGGGAGGCCUGUUUUUUGUUUAUGGAUACGGUGGAACGGGAAAAACAUUUUUAUGGAGAGCAUUGUCUUCUGCUUUAAGGUCAAAGGGUGAUAUAGUUUUAAACGUGGCAUCAAGUGGCAUAGCAUAUCUUCUACUACCAGGAGGUAGAACUGCGCAUUCAAGAUUUUCAAUACCAAGAGCUGUUAAUGAAGAUUCAACCUGCAACAUCUGCCAAAGUAGUCCUUUGGCACAGUUGAUAAUGCAAAGUAAGUUGAUCAUUUGGGAUGAGGCACCGAUGAUGCAUAAGUUUUGCUUUGAAGCUUUAGACCGUACUAUGAGAGAUAUCAUGCGUGCCAAAAAUCCAAAAAGCUUGGAUAUGACUUUUGGUGGGAAAACCAUGGUGUUAGGUGGAGAUUUCAGACAGAUUCUACCAGUCAUUCCAAAGGGCACCAGGCAAGAUAUUGUGGGAGCAAGUAUAAAUGCAUCAUAUCUUUGGAGAAGCUGUAAAGUAUUUAGGCUAACAAAGAAUCUCAGGCUUAGGUCAUUGCAAUCAGAUACUAAAGUUAAAGAGAUUGAAAAAAUUGCAAAGUGGAUUGCUAAUAUAGGUGAUGGAACAAUUGGUGAUUCUUUGCAUGGAGAAUGUGAGAUAAAUAUUCCUGAAGAAUUUGUGCUAACUUGUGUUGAGAAUCCAAUUUCUACAAUUGUUGAUAGCAUAUUCCCUAUGUUCCGCAGUGGUCACAGUGACAUUCAAUACCUAGAAGAUCGUGCUAUUUUGGCACCAACUUUGGAUAUUGUGGAUGCAGUAAAUGAAUACAUGAAUGACUAUAAUAAUACCGAAGGAAUGACGUAUCUCAGUUGUGAUUCGGUUUGUAAAUCUGAUUCAAAUGUUGACAUGCUUGCUGAUCUGCACACUCCAGAAUUUUUAAAUGGAUUAAGGUGUUCAGGAGUCCCAAAUCACUCAUUGACUCUAAAAGUUGGCUCACCAGUUAUGCUUCUGAGGAAUAUUGAUCACUCAUUGGGGUUGUGCAAUGGUACAAGAAUGAUCAUUUCGAAGUUGGCAGAUCAUGUUUUAGAAGCUCAAAUACUAUGCGGGGCAAGUGCCGGUACAAAGGUCUUAAUUCCAAGGAUGUUCUUAACACCUUCUGAUCCAAGAUUGCCUUUUAAGUUCCAAAGGAAGCAAUUUUCACUAAUGUUGUCAUAUGCAAUGACAAUAAAUAAAAGCCAAGGCCAGACACUAUCCAACGUGGGUUUGUUUUUGAAGAGACCCGUUUUUAAUCAUGGUCAAAUGUAUGUAUCAGUGUCAAGAGUUAGUAAUCCUAAGGGAUUAAAAAUUCUUAUUUGA